UGGGCUCUGAAUUUGAUAACGCGGGCAUGGUCUAAAAUGGGCUUGGCUUUUGCGGGCCUGCUUGUCCGGACAAGAAUUUCUUUAUAUUCCGCUCUGAAAAACUAUAGUAACUGUUCUUCAGUGGUGAGGCUAUGUUAGAACUUGAAUUGUUUUACGUGGAACUGUAGGUAAUCGGUUCACCUGGGUAACAGACUUGGACUUAUUACACUUUAGCUGGGAAGAACAUGUUACAUGAUAGUUGUACACUUUCAUCUAGUUUCAUAUGUCACCCACUUUCUGAGGUAGCAUGGCAGUCAUAGAGACUUGGAGCUGUUUUCAAAUAUGGACAAUACCUGACGUUCCUACUCUGAAAUGGGCAAGGCCAUGUUCUUGUAAUGGUGGCCAUUACGGACUGUCUCUUACUGUAGUUAAAUAGGCAUAUUUAAUAUGGUACUAGCUUGACUUGAAUUAUAAAUUGUCACAGCAAUAUAAUAAUGCUUUUUAGGAGUUUUUGCUGCAAGCACAGACCAAAGCCGUUACUAGCAAACGUACAAAGACCAUUAGUUAAUACAACUUGCCCUAUUUGUAUGGAAGAAACAGACACAUCUCUUGUUAGCCAUAAUGUUCUACUAAGCCCAUGCUGUGGCAAAGGGUAUUUUCAUCGACUUUGUAUUCAACAACAGGCUUAUGCAGCAGGCUACCACCAUCUUCGAUGUUCUCUUUGCAACAAUUCAGACAAGUUUGUGAAGGAAAUGUUACGUCAUGGGAUAAAUGUGCCUAAUCAAGAUGCCAUAUGGGAAAUAGAAGGAUUGUUUGAUGAUUUGUAUGAACGAUAUGCUCGUUGUGAUGUUGAAAACUGUUGUUGUGUUAUGGGACGAAAUCAUCAGGAAAGUCAAGGGCCAUGGAGAAUAAUUCGUUGCAAUGUGUGUGGCCAAGCUGGUAGACAUUUUUAUUGUCUUGAAGAUAAAAGUAACCAUCAGCAAUGGGAAUGUGAGGUUUGCAGUGGCAUGAAAAGCACUGAAACUGAUGUAGCAACAUCAAGACUUGAAUGGCGAUCAUCAGAAUCAAAUCAAAGUGACCCUUUGAUAGAUAAAUUAUUACCAAAUUUAGGUCAGACAUCAAUAAUUGACUUGUCAUCACCAGAACCAGAUCGGGGAAAGCCAUUGUCAGGAACAAUGGAAAUCUAUAAUGAGGAUAACAAGAAUCAGUCAAGGGUGCCUUCUUUGGAAAGUUGUAAAACAGGAUACUCAAGCCCUGGAGAUCAAACAAGCUUUAAAGACUCGGGUGAUCAAACAAGGCAAAGAUCUUUUUGGCUGUCAUUUUCUGUAGUGGAGCGCCAGCAAGAGUAUCUUUUGUCUCCUUAUGAAAAUAAAGAUGAGACAACAACAUUGACAGAUUUGGGUUUGGAUGAUUCCGUUUCCUUUGUCAGAGCCAUUUCAGCAACACCAACAGCGAAUCCAAGAAAAAGUAAACCUUGUCAACGAUUGGACGUACAUGAUGUGGACUCAGAGCUAUCUGACACUGACUUAGAACCACCUGUUUAUCGUUUUACAUUUGAGCAGUGACAUAGCUAGCGCAAGACCUAUAGUUAGUCUUCUUUUUACUGUUUAUGGACAAUGGUUCUUUUUCGUUUGUCAAACUGACAUCGACAUCAUGGUGAAAAUGUGUUCCUUUGUGUCAGGUCAAAUGAUCAAAUGGUCUGCAAAUAACAAUUGACUAAUAGUUAUUGUUAACUUAUUCAUUUAUCGUCUUUGGGAACAGAUUUUUGCCACAUCAUUAUGUGCAGAGGUUGUCUGUAACAGGAUGUUCACGAAUGUGGUGCACCUU
This is a messenger RNA of Corticium candelabrum, 1806 nucleotides long. Its product is annotated as G2/M phase-specific E3 ubiquitin-protein ligase-like. Lineage: Eukaryota; Metazoa; Porifera; Homoscleromorpha; Homosclerophorida; Plakinidae. The transcript is spliced from 4 exons. Gene Ontology annotation, cellular component: nucleus. The coding region runs from base 474 to 1544 and encodes 356 amino acids. The record is from RefSeq and is a predicted model, not a curated record.